UAAGGAUAAUACUACGGUGGUAACAUAAUAUUCUUUUGGCUUUAGGCUCGUACACCCUUUAUCUUUCUCUUUCACCUUUGCUUCUCCUCAACGUUCGGUAGCCUAAAAGUUAGCCCUAAUUGAAAAAAAAUAAAAUUGAGAAAGAGAAAGGGAAUAAAAGAGAGAGUUUGCAUUUACAAGUAUAGGUAGAGAUAGCUUACGGUUAAGAGAGGGAAGUGGGUUCAGUGGAUUUUCUAGAGAGAGAAGGGUGUGAUGGCCAAAAGUCUCAUGAACAAGGCUUUGGCCUCUUAUUCUUAUUCUUGGUGUUGAGUGGUGUUGUGUAGAGAGAGAGAAAGAGGGUGUGGUGGUGAUUCCAGAUGCUGUGGAAAUGGGGAAAAGUGAGCAACAGCAUGUGCAGGAAGAAGGGCAGAGUGGUGGGAGUGAGGUUGAGGCUCCACUCUGUUGGGUCCUUCUUCGACCAUUCAGUUUCAAGUGUCUGUUCCUUCUCCUUCUCAGUUUGUCGGCUUUGAUUUCUUCACUCUUUUGGGUUCUUCCCAGGCACAACGUUACUUAUAGUUUUGAUGCAAGAGAUGUAAUUAAGCAAAAUGCUGCUGUCCAGACAUCCUUCAGACUGGAAAAUCCAGUUUCACAGCUUAUUCCAUAUAUUGAAACGUUAGAAUAUGAUAUAUAUGGCGAAAUAGCUCUACCAAAUACAAAGGUGGCUAUCCUGUCCAUGCACCAAAGUAUUACACCUAACUGUACUGACGUGGUGUUUGGUGUUCUGUGUGAUCCGAUGAACGGUUCAAUAAAUCCAGUGUCCUUGAGUGUGCUGAGAUCAUCUUUGAUUGAACUGUUUCUCAAGCAAUCCAACCUGACUUUGACACCACCAAUAUUUGGGAAUGCAUCGAUAUUUGAAAUCUUGAAGUUUCCUGGAGGAUUAACUGUAAUACCACCGUACUCUGCUUACAUUUGGCAGAUGCCUGAGGUUCUGUUUAAUUUUACUCUUAAUAAUUCAAUAUCUGAAAUACUGGAGAAUUUUGAUGACUUCAAGGAAGAAUUGAAGUUUGGAUUGCAUCUAAACUCUGACGAGAAUGUGUACGUGCAAAUAACAAAUGAAAAUGGCUCAACGACAGCUCCUCCAGUAGUAGUCCAGGCUUCAAUCAUGCCAGGCUUUGGUAGCCUCUUGCCCCAAAGAUUAAAACAAUUAGCUCAAACAAUAACAGGUUCUGCUGGCAAAAAUCUUGGCCUUGAUAACUCAGUUUUUGGCAGAGUUAAAGAAGUCAGACUAUCUACUUUCUUGAAGAAAAAACUUCAUGCAUCCUCACCUUCUCCUUCUCCAGCUCCAUCCCCACAGUUAAGUGAUCACUCUGAGCCAUCAACUUCACCACAUCCUGCUAGUCCGUACUCUCCAAUAUCACCUGCAACUGCUGAGCCAUCUCCCUGUUUUGACUGUGAAGUAUCUUCACCUGCACCAUCUGUUGUGCCUGAGCAUCCUCCUGAUCCUUGUCCAUAUAGUGGCUUCGUACAUCAUCCCAUCUCUUCACCAAAAUCUUAUUCUAAACCAUCCAUUUCCCCUGAUUAUUCACCUUCUGCUGCCCCCACCUCGAAUUCUGCCAGCCACACUACUGAAGAAGCUUCUGAUCUGUAUCAUGGAUCCAAGCGUCGGCAGGGUAUAGAAACAUCUAAAAAAUUGGUGUCUCAGAUGCAUGCUCCAUCCUCUAUAUCAUCAGCGGGUGGUGAUUUCCGAGGGGAAAUAUUGCUAAUGGGACUUUGUAUGCUGUUAAUUUCUUUUUCUUUUUGUCAAUGAUACCACAUCUGAUGAUAUGGAUGUUGCCUGAUGAAGGAUCCUGGAGACAUGCAAGGGAUAAUGAUGCUUUGCAAGUUUUGUUCAGACUACAGAAGGAAGAAGCUUCCUUUGAAUUUUAAUUUGCCUUAAUUUUACUUGAAGCAUGCAACCACCAUGUAAAGCUCCGGUGGGUAAAGGGUCAAAGCCAGAAAAUUGGCAGGCCUCUCAUCUAGUACUAUAUAUUCUAUGAAGAAUGAAAUUGAUCCCAAAGGGGUCAACUAACAAACAGCGUGAUCAAGAGCAAAUUGGCUUUCAGAUGUCAGAAGAACCAUCCCUUGUAUUCGAUCAAGCGUAUGAUAUGCAAAGAAAUGUGGGUUCUUUCAGCAUCUGAAUCUGUAAAACAUCUACAGUAAUAUCUAGCAAAGAGAUAAAUUAGUCACA
Messenger RNA from Vigna umbellata (rice bean), 2206 nucleotides. NCBI's taxonomy places the organism in Eukaryota, Viridiplantae, Streptophyta, Magnoliopsida, Fabales, Fabaceae. The record is from RefSeq and is a predicted model, not a curated record.